CUACAAAUAAAGACUGAAAUCAGGAUGCUGUUGGGUUUAGAUUUAUACAGCUCUCACUUGAAAAAUGUCACUGAAGUCACUAUGUUUGUAUUACUGGGCUUCACCGAUGAUUAUAAGACACAGGUCUUACUAUUCUUACUGUUCCUAGCAAUCUACUUUUUUACCCUCAUGGGAAAUUUGGGACUGGUCCUGUUGGUCAUUGGGGAUCCCCGUCUUCACAACCCCAUGUACUUCUUCUUGAGCGUCUUGUCAUUCUUGGAUGCUUGCUAUUCCUCAGUCGUCACUCCCAAGAUGUUGGUCAAUUUCCUAUCAGAGGACAAAUCCAUUUCCUAUGCUGGGUGUGCCACACAGAUGCUUCUCUUUGUUACUUUAGGGACCACAGAAUGCUUUCUCUUGGCUGCAAUGGCGUAUGACCGCUAUGUCGCAAUCUACAACCCCCUCCUGUAUUCUGUCAGCAUGUCACCCAGGGUCUAUGUGUCACUCAUCCUUGCUUCUUACAUCGGUGGAAUCCUGCAUGCUUCCACACACACCCUGGCUACAUUUAGCUUAUCCUUUUGUGCCUCUAAUGAAAUUAAACAUAUAUUUUGUGAUAUCCCUCCUCUGCUGGCUAUUUCCUGUUCCAAUACUCACAUAAACCAGCUCUUACUUUUCUACUGUGUGGGCGCCAUUGAGAUAGUUACCAUUCUGAUAGUCUUGGUCUCCUAUGCAUUCAUCUUGGUGGCAAUUCUGAGGAUGCGUUCUGCAGAAGGAAGAAGAAAGGUCUUUUCUACAUGUGGCUCUCACCUCACCGGAGUGUCUAUUUACCAUGGCACCAUCCUCUUCAUGUACGUGAGACCGAGUUCCAGCUAUGCUUUGGACCAUGACAUGAUAGUGUCAAUAUUUUACACCAUCGUGAUCCCCAUGCUGAAUCCCAUCAUCUACAGCUUAAGGAACAAAGAUGUCAAGGAAGCCAUGAAGAAAGUAAUUGCCACCAAGAUGAAUGCAUAG
Erinaceus europaeus (western European hedgehog) is the source of this 987-nucleotide messenger RNA. Its product is annotated as olfactory receptor 5T9-like. Gene Ontology annotation, biological process: G protein-coupled receptor signaling pathway; sensory perception of smell. Gene Ontology annotation, cellular component: membrane. The record is from RefSeq and is a predicted model, not a curated record. Gene Ontology annotation, molecular function: odorant binding; olfactory receptor activity; G protein-coupled receptor activity. Lineage: Eukaryota; Metazoa; Chordata; Mammalia; Eulipotyphla; Erinaceidae.